Molecule: messenger RNA, 384 nt
Organism: Malassezia pachydermatis
Lineage: Eukaryota; Fungi; Basidiomycota; Malasseziomycetes; Malasseziales; Malasseziaceae
Product: gins complex subunit
Exons: 3
Coding region: 1-384 (127 amino acids)
Biological process (GO): mitotic DNA replication initiation
Cellular component (GO): GINS complex
Source: RefSeq, a predicted model, not a curated record
AUGUACUUUGGUCCUGACCGCAGCGAUAUCGUUACGAUUCAGCAACCACGUGCUUUUGGGUCGCGCGUUCGUAGCGCGUUGGAUGCGAGUGCCGCCGCGGUGCGUUUGCGCGACUUGCUGCCGUACUGGUACGCCCUUGCACUACGGCUCGCCAGCUUACUUGACUCGGAUUCCAUGCGCGACUGGCUGUCGAAAACGUACAUGGGACGCCUACCCCGCAUUUACGAGCUCAGCGUCUUGCUAGGCCGUACAACGUCGGUGACAGAGUCUGCAACCACAGGACGAAUUCAAGAUACCAGCCAUCUUUCUUCCGAAAUGCAAGAGUUUAUGCAAGGCCUGGAAGAAGGCGAGACGACGUGUACGUUUAUGCUUACUGAAACGUAG